Molecule: messenger RNA, 509 nt
Organism: Cylicocyclus nassatus
Lineage: Eukaryota; Metazoa; Nematoda; Chromadorea; Rhabditida; Strongylidae
Source: the annotation of a GenBank genome assembly
GAAACGUGGGUACUCUUUGCCUGCCUGAUUCUAGUAUCGUGUGAAGGGGUAGAAAAUUCAUCUGGAGGAGACGGAGAUGUUACCCGCGAUAAGCGUGAUGCACAUGGCGAUGUAGCUACUCGAAAAAUCAGAAAUAGUGACAGAAAUGGAGGUGAUGGAGAUGAUGAUGAAGGCAACGCUUACAGAGAAUUGCUCGAAAAGCAAAAUGAUAUGAUUAUGGAAGACCUGCGAGAGGUACUGCAAGUCACGGAAAGAUCAACAGACUUCGAUGACGCGCAAAUCGAUAAACUUCUCAUGAAAGCAAUAAAAGAAAAAAGAAAGAAUGCAAACACGUCAGAAGAAGCCGCGUUACACGACCUAUUCGCUAGUAUAUUAAAGGAAGUGGCUUUGAAGCAAAAGCAGGCCAAGAUGACGACUCGACAAUGAGCGAUGAUUAAUGAUCAGUUCAAAAAUCAUCAACGACUUAUUCUUGUCCAUAUCAAAUUACUUCAGCAACCUAGAGACGUUAC